AUGGCUAGGGGAGUCGCGAAUCAGAACGAGUCGACAUUGACUCGAAUUGUUGAUUCGGUGUUCGCCUUUGUGAGACAUGCUGAGUUUGAGAUCCUCUUCUUUCUUUUCUUCUUCAUCGCUUAUAUUCUCUUCAAAGAUAUCACAUCAAGAUCUGAAUACAAUCAAGUAUUUGUGAAGAAGCCUGAAGGUGGACCAGAACUUUGGCCCUUUUAA
Lathyrus sativus (Indian pea) is the source of this 213-nucleotide messenger RNA. Lineage: Eukaryota; Viridiplantae; Streptophyta; Magnoliopsida; Fabales; Fabaceae. The record is from the annotation of a GenBank genome assembly.